This is a messenger RNA of Phlebotomus papatasi, 434 nucleotides long. RefSeq names its product histone H2B. The record is from RefSeq and is a predicted model, not a curated record. The coding region runs from base 27 to 398 and encodes 123 amino acids. The transcript has a single exon. NCBI's taxonomy places the organism in Eukaryota, Metazoa, Arthropoda, Insecta, Diptera, Psychodidae. Gene Ontology annotation, cellular component: nucleosome. Gene Ontology annotation, molecular function: DNA binding; protein heterodimerization activity; structural constituent of chromatin.
AAUUCACUGAGAAUACUUCAUCUACAAUGGCCCCGAAGACUAGUGGAAAGGCUGCCAAGAAGGCUGGAAAAGCCCAAAAGAAUAUCUCGAAGACGGACAAGAAGAAGAAGCGCAAGCGUAAGGAGAGCUAUGCCAUCUACAUCUACAAAGUGCUGAAGCAGGUUCAUCCUGACACUGGCAUCAGCAGCAAAGCCAUGAGUAUCAUGAACAGCUUCGUGAAUGAUAUUUUUGAGCGCAUUGCUGCAGAGGCUUCUCGUCUGGCCCAUUACAACAAGCGCUCGACCAUCACGAGUCGCGAGAUCCAGACUGCCGUGCGUCUCCUGCUGCCCGGUGAAUUGGCCAAGCACGCCGUGAGUGAAGGCACCAAAGCCGUCACCAAGUACACCAGCUCCAAGUAAAUCUUUUGAUUUGCAACGAAAAACGGCCCUUUUGAG